Messenger RNA from Salvia hispanica, 1316 nucleotides. RefSeq names its product MADS-box transcription factor 23-like. Gene Ontology annotation, biological process: positive regulation of transcription by RNA polymerase II. The record is from RefSeq and is a predicted model, not a curated record. Gene Ontology annotation, molecular function: DNA-binding transcription factor activity; protein dimerization activity; RNA polymerase II transcription regulatory region sequence-specific DNA binding. Lineage: Eukaryota; Viridiplantae; Streptophyta; Magnoliopsida; Lamiales; Lamiaceae. Gene Ontology annotation, cellular component: nucleus.
AUUAAAUUAAGCAGCUCCAGGUUUUGGAACAGUGGUUUUGCCAUACCGCUUUCCUCACGCUUUACAAUACCAUUACCACCUUCUUCCAAAAUAGAACUCUCUCUUUCGUUAAUCUUCCCUUCAAGCUCGAAUUAAGAAGAGAAAAUGGGGAGAGGGAAGAUUGUGAUUCGUAGGAUCGAUAAUUCGACGAAUAGGCAAGUGACUUUCUCGAAGAGAAGGAAUGGAUUGCUUAAGAAAGCAAAAGAAUUGUCAAUCCUUUGUGAUGCGGAAAUCGGGUUGAUUAUCUUCUCCAGCACUGGAAAGCUCCAUGAUUUUGCAAGCACCAGCAUGAAAUCUAUAAUCGAACGAUACAACAAAGUCAAGGAGGAGCAUUACAAUCUGAUGAAUCCUACUUCCGAGAUCAAGGUAUGGCAAAGGGAAGCGGAAAACUUGAGGCAACAACUACAGUAUUUGCAAGAAAGUCAUAGGAAACUUUUGGGAGAGGAACUUGCUGGAUUGAACAUUAGAGACCUCCAAAAUCUGGAAAAUCAACUAGAAACGAGCUUAAAAGGUGUCCGUGUGAAAAAGGAACAAACUCUGACUACUCAAAUCAACGACUUAAAUCAGAAGGGAAACGCCAUUCAUCAAGAGAAUAUGGAACUUUACAAGAAGAUGAAUAUCAUUGUCAAGGAGAAUGAGGAAUUGCGGAAAAAGGUUUAUGGCCCGGGAAGCACAAGCGAAGAAAACAGGGUUCCCCACAAUACAAGCGAAGAAAACAGGGUUCCCCACAAAAUCAACGAUGGAUAUUCUUUUAUACCUAUAAAUCUUGAGCUGAGUCAUCCACAAAAGCAAACAAAUGGUGCACCAAAAGAUGCAAUGAAUUUGGGGCUUCAACUGCAGCAAUGACACGCUGGCAGCACAAACAAUAUGUUUCGCAGUUCUAAGCCAAGUUAUCCGACAAUCCUACUGAACAACUCAGAUGGACUUGAUAUUUUGUGGCUCACAAUGUGUCUGCAAACGGAUGGUCAUCCUGUUCAUUAACUGUGAAAAGACUAGAGAUUUUUAUGUACAUAGUCCCAUGAUUGUUGUAAUAAUGGCAGAAGGCAGAAGCAAGGAAUGUUUAAGGUUAACUCGAGCUAACAUUGUGGUAAUUGAUGUCGCCAGCGGUAGUCCCUACUAAUUCUUGUUAGAUAAGAUAAUGAUAAUACACUGGAGACAUGCCAAUAGGAUGCUUCAGUAAAUGUGAAAGUUAAAAUCGCCAUUAAUGGGGGUUGGGAAGGUAACAGUAUAGUACUAGUCCGUCAAACCAUAAUAUAUACUAAGAAUUGUUUGUUUUC